AUGCCAGUCCGCCCGAUCCACAAGCGCGGGCCAAUGAGCCUGGCCCGCAACAUCCCGCGUCUGUCGUGGGACCGCGAGAACCUCUUCAACAUCUGGCUGCGUACCAAUGCCGAGUCGCCGCUCUACCGCGAAACGCAGUUCAACCGUUCCACCAAGACCAUCUUCCAGCAGCGUUGGACAGCCAAGCGGCUCAUGCAGGGCUACCACGCCGAGCACAUGGGGACAAAGAAGUUCCAGCGUUGGUUCCUGCCCGAGAUUCUGCCGACGGUGCGACACGGCGACGAGGUCAAGCGGACAAACGACCUGGCCAAGUGGGUCGAGGGCAAGGAGAAGGCUGGAGGACGCACGAUUGCCGAAAAGCUCAUGGCUGAGACGGCUGAGGCGGCGCGUUCGCCAGUCGGUUCGCUCAUGUGGUCCGAAGUCGAGCGGCGACUGGAUGUCCUCAUCUUCCGCUCUUGCUUUGCGACCUCGGUGUGGCAGGCACGCUCAUACAUUACCCAGGGACACGUCAAGGUCAACGGCUAUGUUGUUCGUAACGCCAACGUCCAGCUCAAGCCUGGGGACAUUUUCUCAAUCAACCCCUCCGCGAUCCCGAUGCUGAAGAAGAUCGACCACGAGCAGAAGCCGCGGUUUAGGAAAAACGUCACCGAGGUCGACGCCAAGGCACAGGCGCGGGCGGUUAAGGACGCUGGUGCGGCCGUCGCUGCCGAGAUCGAGGCUGCGGAGGGAGCCGAGGAGGGCGCCUCUACAGAGGCUGGGGAGGGCGCUGAAGCGGCGGCGGAGAGCGAGGCGGCCGUUGAGGUUGAAGCCGAGGCCGAGGCUGAGGCGACCGAGAACAAGUUCAAGGAGGUCAAGGCCGAGAAGCGUGCCGCCAUCUCCGCCGAUGAGAACAAGGGCACCUUUUUCUACCUCCCCGAAUACGCGUCUCCGCACAUCUUUGUGCCAGCAUACAUCAUGCCGUCGUUCCUCACCUGCUCGGCAGUCUACGUGCGCCACCCUACCUCGCGGCCAGGCUACUCUGAAAUCCCUACGCCGUACGACGCCGACGGGCCUCUCCAGUCGCUCACUUGGGAGUGGUUCCAGCAGGUCGCACCGCGCAUGAAGCCCAAGCGCCGCGCGCGUCUCAUGAACCCCCAGCGCACGCAGGACAGGCGGCCAUAG
This is a messenger RNA of Cutaneotrichosporon cavernicola, 1161 nucleotides long. RefSeq lists its product as uncharacterized. The transcript has 3 exons. Gene Ontology annotation, biological process: ribosomal small subunit biogenesis. The record is from RefSeq and is a predicted model, not a curated record. Gene Ontology annotation, molecular function: rRNA binding; structural constituent of ribosome. Lineage: Eukaryota; Fungi; Basidiomycota; Tremellomycetes; Trichosporonales; Trichosporonaceae. Bases 1 to 1161 code for a protein of 386 amino acids. Gene Ontology annotation, cellular component: mitochondrial small ribosomal subunit.